AUGCCGCUCUUAGGGUUGAUCGGAAGUGACCGGGUGGUGGCAGAGACGGCAGAUUUUAUCACUGACUGGAGCGAAAGUCGAUUCAUUGGAGAGAAUGGUCAAGAGGAUUCAGAUUCUGAUGCUGAUGCUGAAGGAAUAGAAGACGAAGAAUACAUUGCUGACAGCACAAAUGAACCAGACAUUAAGGAUUUUGAUUCCAAGUGCUCGCUGAAGGAGGAAGAAGACAAUACACCUAAGCAUGAAGAUAGACAGAUUGAGCACGAAGUUGUGGAAGAAGAUAGACACAUUCAGCGUGAGGAUAAUCCAGAAGAGGAAUCUUCCCAAGCCGGGUGUGAACAUGAUUCUGAAGCCGAGCAAAUUGAGAACCCCGAACUAUUUAAGCGUCUAAGUAAACAGAGACAGCGAGCCAUUCAAGCAGCUCGUGGUAAAAAGAAGAGUUCUACGUCAAGAACUAUUUACACAGACAAAGGCGGAAGGUCCUCCUACAAAUCAAAGAUCCAAAAGCAAAUGAGCAGCUGGUAA
Molecule: messenger RNA, 522 nt
Organism: Fraxinus pennsylvanica
Lineage: Eukaryota; Viridiplantae; Streptophyta; Magnoliopsida; Lamiales; Oleaceae
Source: the annotation of a GenBank genome assembly